AUGAAGCGCGCGAUUGCUCUCGCUGUGGGCAUCUUUAUCAACGCAGUGGCGGGUGACGCCAUCACCAAGUCGACGUACGCGGGCUCCAGCGGGCUCCACGACAUGGCUACGGCUGCGGGCAAGUACAUGGGCACUGCGGUGGACCAGGACAUGAAGGACACCGCCGCACUCAAAGUGCUCAAAAACAUCAACGAUUUCGGCAUGCUCACCCCCGGUAACUCCAUGAAGUGGGAUGCUACCGAGUACACGCAAGGCUCUUUCAAGUUUGAUUCCGCUGAUGCGCUUGUCGCUCUCGCUAAGGAAAUGGGCGCUCAAGUGCGUUGCCACACCUUGGUUUGGCAUUCGCAGACUCCCCAGUGGCUCCAGAGUCUGAACAAACAGCAGAUGCUGAGUGCGCUGGAGAACCACAUCACCAAGGUCAUGACGCACUUCGGGGACUCGUGCUACGCCUGGGACGUCGCCAACGAAGUUAUGGGCGACAACGCGCAGAUGCGCGAUUCCUUCUGGUACAAGACGACGGGCAUGGACUUCCUCACGACCGCCUUCAAGACUGCCAACAAGGUCAAGAAGUCCCUUGGUCUCAAGACGAAACUGUACUACAACGACUACAACACCAACACGAUCAACGACAAGUCGACGGCAGUGCUCAACAUGGUCAAGAAGCUGCUGGACGACGGCAUCACCGUUGACGGUGUCGGCUUCCAGUCGCAUUUCAAGUACUCCGACACGUCCUCCGCCGCGGAUCAAGUGGCGAACUUGGAGCGCUUCACUGCUCUCGGACUGGACGUGGCACUCACUGAGGUCGACGUCACUGCCAGUUCGUCCUCGCCGUCCGCACAGGAGCAGACCCAGCAGGCGAAUGUGUACAAGAACACCGUUGCGGCUUGCAAGCAGGUGGAGAAGUGCGUCGGUGUCACGAUCUGGGGCUACGACGACAACUACUCGUGGCUCAGCACGAAGGCGCCGCUGCCGUGGUACCAGCCCGGCGGACCCAACACGGCUCUGGUGCGUAAGUCUCUGUACGACGGCAUUGUGGCUGGCUGGGGAGGAGCGAGUGCUAGCAGCACGAAGAACUGGGGAUUCGGAAAGACGGGUGUCAACACCCCCGGAACGGUGAAGCCUGCGAACGGCAUGAACCUGCAAAACUAG
Molecule: messenger RNA, 1149 nt
Organism: Phytophthora sojae
Lineage: Eukaryota; Oomycota; Peronosporomycetes; Peronosporales; Peronosporaceae
Product: putative xylanase
Exons: 4
Coding region: 1-1149 (382 amino acids)
Biological process (GO): carbohydrate metabolic process
Molecular function (GO): hydrolase activity, hydrolyzing O-glycosyl compounds
Source: RefSeq, a predicted model, not a curated record